This is a messenger RNA of Trichomycterus rosablanca, 1100 nucleotides long. It is a transcript of the gene ssbp2a, whose product is annotated as single stranded DNA binding protein 2a. Gene Ontology annotation, molecular function: protein binding; single-stranded DNA binding. NCBI's taxonomy places the organism in Eukaryota, Metazoa, Chordata, Actinopteri, Siluriformes, Trichomycteridae. The transcript is spliced from 17 exons. Gene Ontology annotation, cellular component: nucleus. The record is from RefSeq and is a predicted model, not a curated record. Gene Ontology annotation, biological process: positive regulation of transcription by RNA polymerase II.
AUGUACUCCAGGAGUGCGCGUGUACCAUCGGACUGCCAAGCCAGAGAGAAGCUAGCUCUUCAUGUUUAUGAGUAUCUGCUUCAUGUUGGAGCUCAGAAAUCAGCACAGACCUUUCUCUCAGAGAUCCGAUGGGAGAAGAACAUCACGCUGGGAGAGCCGCCUGGGUUCCUGCACUCUUGGUGGUGUGUUUUCUGGGAUCUUUACUGUGCUGCACCAGACAAGAGAGAAUCGUAUGAACAUUCAAGCGAGGCCAAAGCUUUUAAUGACUAUAGUGCAGCAGCAAUGACCAGUCCUGGGAAUGGAAAUCUUUCUCCGGGAGAGGGAAUGCCCUUACCCCCUGGAUUCCCCCAGCAGUUUUUGUCCCCUCGUUGCCCUGGUGGCCCAAGAGCUUCUCUCAGAAUGGCUGGUCAGACGAUGGGCUCAGGUAACCCGCAACUUUUGGGUGGGAUGGAUACUAUGAGACAGCCAGGUCAUCUUCACAUAAAUGGGCCGAUGCAGAGGAUGAUGCCUCCAAGAGGAAUUGUUUCUAUUGGACCACAGAACUACGCUGGAGGAAUGAGGCCUCCCGUACAUUCAUUAAUGGGACAAGGAAUGCCUGGCAUGUAAGUGGCUCCAGCAGGAGGAAGGCCUUGGCUAAAUCCUCCAAACACCAACUCAAUCCCAUACUUAUCCUCCUCUCCGGGAAGUUACACAGGUCCAGCAGGAGGAGUGCCUGGCACACCAGUUAUGUCCAGUACAGCAGAGUCCACCAAUUCAGGGGACAUGUAUAGUGUGAUGAAUCCAGUUCCUCCAAAUGGAACCAGACCAAAUUUUCAUGUUGGUCCUUGUGCUGAUGGAGCGAUGGGAGGGGUUGUAGGAAUGGAACCUCAUCCUCUAAAUGGCUCAUUAGCAUCAGGUGAUAUUGAAAGCCUCCCUAAGAGCUCUCCUGGAAACAUGAGUAUGAACACCCAGCCAAGCACACCAAGAGGUGAUGGAGAGAUAAGCAGCAGCUUCAUUAACCCCUUUCAGAAUGAAAGCUACUCCAAAUACGAUGACGAGUGUGUAAGAGACAGGAUGGAGUAAUGCACUGAAUAUGACUGAGACCAAAUCUGAACAAGCCA